AUGACUGUCGCCGGUAAAAACGUCGCUGCUAAUGCCCAUUAUUCUGGACCUUCUUCUCCAUCAACCCCAAUCCUUUCUUCAUCCGCACUUUCCAUAAUUCUCCACUUGCAUCACCAACCAUGGCGAAUGCGGCAUCUGGAAUGGCUGUUGACGAUCAAUGUGAUCGUUGACAAGAUUGGUGGCCCUGAUAAAAACUACGAAGAUUUCACAAACUCUCUUCCUGGCGAUGAAUGCCGCUAUGCUGUCUUUGAUUUUGACUUCAUUACUGACGAGAAUUGUCAGAAAAGCAAGAUUAUCUUCAUUGCCUGGUCACCAGAUACAUCAAAGGUGAGAAUGAAGAUGGUGUAUGCAAGCUCCAAAGACAGAUUCAAGAGAGAACUUGAUGGGAUUCAGGUCGAGUUGCAAGCAACGGAUCCUAGUGAGAUGAGCUUCGAUAUUUUAAAAUCGCGAGCUAAUAUCUAAAUAAAUUUCUUCUACAAGAGAAUUUGGUUUCAUAAACCUUUAUUAAUCAUUCUCUUUUAUUAUUUUUUUUGCUCGAUUUUUUAUAUAAGAUCUAAGUACUCCUCAUUAAUGUAGUGUAAUGCAUCACUAUGUCCUCGUAUCUUCACUUUUUAUUGACAUUCAAUAUUCAUUAAAGUCUAUACUUUUGUACUACGCAAUUAUUCAUAUUUGUAAUUGGCAUUCAUUAAUCCUAGAGAUACUAUUACAAAAAAUUUAACGUCG
This is a messenger RNA of Lactuca saligna, 723 nucleotides long. The record is from the annotation of a GenBank genome assembly. NCBI's taxonomy places the organism in Eukaryota, Viridiplantae, Streptophyta, Magnoliopsida, Asterales, Asteraceae.